CCAAAAGAAGAUCCGGCCCAUAUCCUCAAAAUCUAAUCGAGACCGAAAUUGAUAAUGUCGACGAGAAUGAUUAUUCACUGUUACUGAUCAAGAAACAAAGCAAAAAACAAAAAAAGGGAACCGAAGAUGUUACAGUUUCCGGCGUUUAUGACGCAGUACCAACUGUCGACAAGGAUGAUUCCGACGUCGUAUUUGCUUCCCUCUCAGUGGCCUCAGCCCCAAAGUGAAGAACUCCUUUUAGCUAUGGAGGAAUCUGACUUUGAAGAAAAGUGCAACGAAAUCAGGAAGAUGAACAGCAAUCUGAUUGUGAUAGGGAAAACUACAAAUGAAAAUGAUAAGGAAGACUUUGACAACGAGGCUGAUGACGAUGAUCCCGACAAUGCAGAGGAGUCUGAGGGUGAAGAAUUUGAGCAAGAAACAGGGUGAAGAAUCUGCAUGUCAAUGCUAACUUAUAUAUUGUUGCUUCUUUGCUACAUGUGUUGUAAUUAGAGGAGUUUGAGGAAGGAAUUGUGGUCAUUCCUCUCCCAGUUCUAAACUUUUGAUUGGAUUGAGUUUGAAUGGGAUAUGAUUGAGUUGACUCAAACUUCAAACAAAAUGAAAUCAUAAAAUUGCUAUGUACUAAUGUUCAAAAGAAAAAUUCAUGUCA
This is a messenger RNA of Lathyrus oleraceus (garden pea), 646 nucleotides long. RefSeq lists its product as uncharacterized. The record is from RefSeq and is a predicted model, not a curated record. Gene Ontology annotation, cellular component: anaphase-promoting complex. NCBI's taxonomy places the organism in Eukaryota, Viridiplantae, Streptophyta, Magnoliopsida, Fabales, Fabaceae. The transcript is spliced from 2 exons. Bases 127 to 426 code for a protein of 99 amino acids. Gene Ontology annotation, biological process: regulation of mitotic cell cycle spindle assembly checkpoint.